AUGUGCUGGGCUUUGAUUUUGGCCUUGCCUAGCAUGUUGUUGUCUGCUCCCUCGACCGCACUGUCUACGAUUGACCUGCGCAAUAUGUUUCACGAUCGUCUCCGUUGGCUUGUGACGGGGCAACUAGGUCGGGUCGUGGACGCCAUGCGCAAGGCAGUCGCACGCAAGCAGAGCCGUCGAGGACAGCUGAACGCCGGCGCGGGCACCCACCCAAACGACGCAGUCGACCAGAGCCUCAGGUCGCUCGUCCGCGACCCGGACCUGGCGGACGAAGCCUGGGCAAACCACGUCACGAACCGUCUGAACCGAGGUCAGAUUGCCAAAGCAUUUGAUGCCGACAAGGCUCGUGCCGUGAUUGGUAAUUCUGAGGUUCAGGCCGUGCGCGACCUCCUGGUACCGCCCGGGCUGACCCCGUACAUUGCUUCAACACCCGCCUCCACGUCUACACUGGCACCAGCCACGGCUGUGAGCUCCCCAACCGUGUCCUUCACCAAGGGUGAGCUCCCCAAGGCGUUGGCGGCCACCAAGGGUGUCACCGACCCCUAUGGUUGUCGAUUCGACAUGCCCUUUGCUCCAUCCUACACUAUCCUGGAGAAGGCCAAUGGCAAGUUUCGACCCGUGGGCACGGAUUCCAUCUUCAACAAGGUUGUCAACCGCGCUCUGCUCGAGCAGCAGCAGCCCCAUAUUGCCCACUUGCUACAGGCCAGUCCAGAGCUGGCCGUCGGAGUCAAGGACGGCAUUUCAGCAGCGGUUGGCAUGGCCUUUGGUGAGCUUCAAGCCUGUGAGUCUACCCCGGGCUGGACCAUGCUCUCCCUCGAUUUCAAGAGUGCCUUCAACUACACCGACCGAGCACGGCUGCACGAGAUUGUGGCCGACAAGGUUCCUGGCCUCUUGCGCGCCUUUGAACGACACUAUGCUCGACCCACUACCCACUGCAUUGUCGACAAGUUCUUCAAGGUGAUUGACAUUGAUGUUGGCCAAGGCAUUGUGCAGGGCAACGAGCUAUCGCCCUUCUUCUUUGCCCUGUACUCCUGUGAGGUCCUGGGUCUCCUCGACGCCACCACUGACUACCGCUGUAAAGUCAUCAAGUAUCUCGACGACAUUGUACUGAUGGGCCCCGCGGAGGACGUGGCGGCCGACGUCGAGAUUGUCAAGGCUCGUGCAGAGUCUGCUGGCCUUCAUCUGCAGCCCAGUAAGAGCCGCUUCUACAUGCCUCGCCACCAUUCGGCUUCCAUCACUGCUAUCAAGUCUGUCUUGCCAGAUGCCGUGCGCGAGACGGCCAACACGGGCAUGACGGUCUUGGGAACGCCGAUUGGCCGUCGCGAUUGGAUGAAGAAGCAGCUGAACGACAAGGCAAAGCACAUUGCUGGCAAGCUCAAUGACAUGCUGACGACCGGUGUCUCGCUUCAGGCCCUCCUCACGGCCAUGCAGUACGUGCCUAGCCUCAUCAACCACCUCUACACGCUGCCCCCAAGUCUGACGUCGGGCUUGUCCGAGCUCUUGAACCGUGCUUGCAAGGACACCUUUGUCAAAGCCUUUUUUGCCAAGGUAAACCUGUCUGCAUCAGCUGGAGCUGAAGGUCAUGACGUUAUAUUAAAGGUGUAUGUCCAGUACAGUGUAAUGUGUGUGGACAAGGCGAUUGUCACAAAGGUAUCCAACCAAUCGAAGUGCAUACGAGAACAUGGAUUGAAGCAAGGCGAAGGAACAAGACAGAACAAGACAGAAGGAGGGAAGUGGAACGACCGAGGUCAAGAAGGAAAAUGGUACCGAUCCAGGGAGAUCGCUCCCAUUUAUAGCAGGUGGAAACACACACACACAGUGGAGACAGAGAAUGGACUAUCACACUGA
Monosiga brevicollis MX1 is the source of this 1848-nucleotide messenger RNA. RefSeq lists its product as uncharacterized. The record is from RefSeq and is a predicted model, not a curated record. Gene Ontology annotation, biological process: translation. The transcript has 2 exons. Gene Ontology annotation, molecular function: structural constituent of ribosome; RNA binding. Lineage: Eukaryota; Choanoflagellata; Craspedida; Salpingoecidae. The coding region runs from base 1 to 1848 and encodes 615 amino acids. Gene Ontology annotation, cellular component: mitochondrial small ribosomal subunit; ribosome.